This is a messenger RNA of Ceratotherium simum simum (southern white rhinoceros), 961 nucleotides long. RefSeq names its product mitochondrial ribosomal protein S12 (gene MRPS12). Gene Ontology annotation, biological process: translation. The record is from RefSeq and is a predicted model, not a curated record. NCBI's taxonomy places the organism in Eukaryota, Metazoa, Chordata, Mammalia, Perissodactyla, Rhinocerotidae. Gene Ontology annotation, molecular function: structural constituent of ribosome. Gene Ontology annotation, cellular component: small ribosomal subunit; ribosome.
CCCCCGGAAGGGACUCGAGGCCGGGUUCAGCGUGUCUGCGGACUGGGCUAGGGUCGGAGAGGGACGCGGCAGGCGGCGGGAUGUCCUGGUCCGGCCUUCUCCGUGGCCUCAACACGUUCCUAAGUUAUGGCCUCGCCCUGACCCCCCGGCUCCAGGCCGCCCGCUCCAUGGCCACCUUGAACCAGAUGCACCGCAAGGGGCCUCCGAAGCGGCCGCCCCCGACUCUGGGCCCCACGGAGGGCCGGCCGCAGCUGAAGGGCGUGGUCCUGCGCACGUUCAUCCGCAAGCCCAAGAAGCCCAACUCGGCCAACCGCAAGUGCUGCCGGGUGCGGCUCAGCACGGGCCGCGAGGCCGUCUGCUUCAUCCCCGGCGAGGGCCACAGCCUGCAGGAGCACCACGUCGUGCUGGUGCAGGGCGGCCGCACCCAGGACCUGCCCGGCGUCAAGCUCACCGUCGUGCGCGGCAAGUACGACUGCGGCCACGUGCAGAAGAAGAAGUGACGGCUGGGGCGCGGGCUGGCCUUCAUGCAGAGCCAGAACCUGCCUGUCUGGGCUCCUGCAGGACCCUGGGGAGCUGGGCCAGCUCUGAAGGCAGCUGGUCCUGGGUUCGAAUCCUGGGCCCACCUCUUCCCUCGAAACCACCGUUAGCCCAUAGGGGUCCUGGGGUGUGGAUUGGAAAAAGGCGCUUCUGCCAACACGCUUGGCUUCCAUGGGUGAGUGUUGGCGCCAGGGACCUUUCCUGCUGGGACAGGACACGGCACUGCCACCUGCUGGGAAGGACUUGCAAUAAACACAGACCCCCGACGGUUGUUAUAAACCCGUUCUGGUAGUGUUCGCCCUCUGUGUGGUCUCGGCAACUGACAGCCCCUCUGGGCCUCAGUUUCCUCCUCCAGGAAGUAGCUCCGCCCGGUGCAUGCCCUGGGUUGGGUUUGGUGAAGAUGAAGAUAGAUGCUCUGUGUGCA